This is a messenger RNA of Calidris pugnax (ruff), 1849 nucleotides long. It is a transcript of the gene EFNB1, whose product is annotated as ephrin-B1. Gene Ontology annotation, molecular function: ephrin receptor binding. Gene Ontology annotation, biological process: ephrin receptor signaling pathway; axon guidance. The transcript has 5 exons. Lineage: Eukaryota; Metazoa; Chordata; Aves; Charadriiformes; Scolopacidae. Gene Ontology annotation, cellular component: plasma membrane. The coding region runs from base 136 to 1140 and encodes 334 amino acids. The record is from RefSeq and is a predicted model, not a curated record.
GGAGGAGGAAGGCGGCGGCGGUGGUUCGACGGCGGCGGGACGGGAGACGGAGGAUAGGCGGGCGGGGGGUUGUGGAAGGUGGAUAAGCGGUUAUGGGAGCCUGACGCCCCCGUCCCGUCCCGCCGCCGAGGGACGAUGGCGCGGCCCCGCGGCGGGCGGUGGUUGCUGGGCGUCCUCCUCGCCCUGUGCCGUUUGGCCGCGCCGCUCGCCAAGAGCCUGGAACCGGUCUCCUGGAGCUCCGGGAACCCCAAGUUCAUGAGUGGGAAGGGGCUGGUCAUCUACCCGGAGAUUGGGGAUAAACUGGACAUUAUCUGCCCCAAGGCCGAGCCAUCCAAGCCUUACGAGUACUACAAGCUGUACCUGGUGAAGAAGGACCAGGCAGAUGCCUGCAGCACCGUCAUGGACCCCAACGUGCUGGUGACGUGCAACCGGCCCGAGCAGGAGAUCCGCUUCACCAUCAAGUUUCAGGAAUUCAGCCCCAACUACAUGGGCCUGGAGUUCAAGCGACAGCAGGAUUACUUCAUCACAUCCACUUCCAACGGGACGCUGGAUGGCCUGGAGAACCGGGAAGGAGGAGUCUGCCAGACACGCUCCAUGAAGAUUGUCAUGAAAGUGGGGCAGGAUCCCAACGCAGUGAUCCCGGAGCAGCUGACGACGAGUCGGCCCAGCAAGGAAUCCGACAACACCGUGAAAAUCGUCACGCAGAGCCCACGCAGCAAGGUCCCCGCCGUGGAGGAGCCUGGCAAACCGGGUUCCGUCAACCAGGACGGCCAGGAGACCCAAGGUCCCAGCGACGGCUUCUUGAGCUCCAAGGUGGCCGUCUUCGCAGCCAUCGGCGCCGGCUGCGUCAUCUUCAUCCUCAUCAUCAUCUUCCUCGUGGUCCUCCUGAUCAAGAUCCGCAAGCGGCACCGGAAGCACACGCAGCAGCGAGCCGCGGCCUUGUCCCUCAGCACUUUGGCCAGCCCCAAAUGCAGCGGGAACGCGGGCUCUGAGCCCAGCGACAUCAUCAUCCCCUUACGGACUACAGAGAACAACUACUGCCCCCACUACGAGAAGGUGAGCGGGGACUACGGGCACCCCGUCUACAUCGUCCAGGAGAUGCCCCCCCAGAGCCCAGCCAACAUUUACUACAAGGUGUGAGGAGCAGCCUGGGCAAGCCGCCGAUGCACGGAGCACGGGAGCGCCGGGCGCAAGGAUGGCGGGGGGGUUGGAGCAGCCCAUUUUCACCCCCCCCCCGGGUCUCCCCACGGGCGGUCUGGCGCCGGGAGGGAGGAAGAGCAACGAACCCCCCCCACGGCACGGCGCAGGGAGCGCCAGGGUCCGGCGCCGGAGAGCGGAUGGCUCGCUCGCCCGCUGGUUCUCCCCUUUGUAUUUAGUUUUGUAGUUCUCAGCUUUUUGUAAUCCCGAGACUUCGAGGGUGAGCCUUCAGCAUCCUCCUCUUCUUCUCCAGACUGCGGCCGGCCAGGGCAAGGCGGGGGGGGAGCGGGCGCUGUGCCUUUCCGUGUGCUUGCUCGGACACAAACCCGGAGACUCCACCACCUCUUAAUUUUUUUUUUUUUUUUAAUUCAUUUUUGGGAUUUCCCUGCGUCAUCCCCUACGUCCUUGCGUCAAGUGCCCGUGUGCCUGGCGCCCACAUCGGCCACCGCUCGGGUCCCAGAGCCUGGACCAACACCAGGGCCGUGGCUGGGAGCCUGGGUGCGAGGAGGAGGAAGGAGCAAGCAGCCGUGGGGGGGGGAGGAGGAGGAUGCUUUUGCCUAGGUGCCAAGAUGCAGACAACUGUGCAGGGAGGAAGCUGGCAAACCCGAUUUACUACUACUACUAUUAUUAUUAUUAUAAUUAUUUUAAAUUU